Naumovozyma dairenensis CBS 421 is the source of this 2307-nucleotide messenger RNA. It is a transcript of the gene PAC11, whose product is annotated as dynein intermediate chain. The record is from RefSeq and is a predicted model, not a curated record. The transcript has a single exon. Bases 1 to 2307 code for a protein of 768 amino acids. Gene Ontology annotation, molecular function: protein binding. Lineage: Eukaryota; Fungi; Ascomycota; Saccharomycetes; Saccharomycetales; Saccharomycetaceae.
AUGGAGAAUAAAUUAAAGGAAUUGGAAGAGAAACGAAAAAGAUUAAAAGAGUUAAGACAAAGGAAAGAUCGAUUUAUUAAUAUUGUUAAUGCCAAUACCAAGACUAAUAAUCCCAAUGAUAAUGGUAAUGAAGGGAGGGCUCAGGAUGGACCAUUGAAGCAACAGGUGUCAUCUCCAGAUGAUAAAAGAGAAAUCGAAAUGAUUAAUGUGGCAGUACAGACUGAUCAAGAACACAUUUCUGAAUCAUAUAAUAAUCACAUUGACGAUGGAGAAUCGGAAUCCCAUAAUAUAUUUGUAUCUCAUGAAAUCAUUACUUAUAGUAAGGGUAUACAAACAGAUGAAUAUUUCGAGGAUGAUGAGAACAAUGGUGCAGAUGCCAAUGCCAAUGAAUCUUCGAAUCUCAAGACAAAUGAACAACAUACUUCUAGUCUUCAGAAUCAGAGGAAAGAUGAAGAGAACGGAGAUAUAAUAUCUAAGAAAGAUAUUAAGUUUUUAGAACCAUUGUUAGUGACAAAUCAAGCGAACUCAAUCUCCACGACAGGUAGAAGUUUUUCGAUUACAGAAAUGUUACAAGAUUUAAAUAUGUAUGAUGGUAAGCUUUCAUCAUCAAAAACAAGGUUGAUAUCUAAUAAUUCUAGUGCCCUUAAACAUCUUAAGAGUUGGGAAACAAGACUACCGGUGCAAUUACAUAAUUCUGAAAACUAUGAACCUAUAUGUAUGUCCAUUGAUUUCUAUUAUAAUGAACUUUGUAUCGUUUUAAUGAAAUUAUCGAUGAAAGAAGGGAACAACAGUACUAAAAGUAGGAAAUAUCAAAUGAAUGGAUUAGAAUGGUCCUAUUUGGAAAUAUUUCAUUAUGGUAAAUCUAUAUUAUUGGAUAGGGUUGAUUUUAGAGGUCAAUCAAUGAUUGGGGCCAAUUUUUUACAUAAUGUUGAAAUUGAAUCCAAAUAUUCAGAUAAUAUUUUCGAUAAUCAUUCUGUUAUCCCGAUCCUUAUCAGAUCAAGCACAGGUAAGACGAUACUUUAUGAACUUCGGGAAACAAUGACAACACCAAAAUCGAGUACGACGAUAAAUACGAAGAGUUUUGAAAGGAAUUUAAUUAUAAAGAAUUAUCAUAAUAGUCCGAUUUUAGGAUGGGAUGAAUAUUAUAUGACUGCUAUGGGGAACCAACGGAUUAUUACGGGUAGUAAUAAUGGGAUAAUUAAUGAAAUCAACUCGAUGGAUUUAUCAAUUUUUAAUGAUUCUUCGAUAAGUAAUAAGGAGAAAAUAUCUCAAAUUAAAAUCGUAGCUCCAAAUCGAAAUGAUUUACUUUAUUUAGAAUUCAAGCAAGGUGGUUAUGAUGAUGAUGGUAAUGAUAAUGAUAACGAUGGUGCCGACGACCUUGAGGAAUCGAUAGAGAUUAAAAUGUUUAGGAAACAAUUAUUAAGGAUAUCUCAAAAUUCCGAACUAUGUAUUACUUCGCUUGUUUUACAACCUGGUAAUCCUGAAUGUAUUUUUUUAGGUACAGAAGAUGGAGGUAUUUAUAAGAUAUUUUUAAACGAUGUGAAGGAGAAAAAGAAGAUUGUCGUAUCGUUAUCUAAUAAUGGAUUCUUACCAACAAUACCGAAAGGUACUGAUGAAGGAUAUAUUAGUUGGGAAGAAGAUAACGAAGUUUCAUCAUCAUCAGAAGAUGAACAAGAAAACGAACAUUAUGAUUAUCGCUAUAAAACUACGGAUGAUGGUACCAAGUUUCUAUUUCAUAAUAGUUAUAUUAUACGAAUGAUAUUCCAUCCUGAACAUGAACAAUUAUUAAUGUCUUGUUCAUUAGACUGGACAUGUAGUUUAUGGGAUAUACAAGAGAAUGAGAGAUUAGACACUGUUGAUUUAGGUGCACCUAUAAUUCAGAUAUCUUGGCUUCCUCAACUAAAAAAGAAACAAAGAGAAUAUCAAGAUGAUGAUGAUGAUGAUGAUGCUGGUCAAGGCAUGACUUUUUGUGCAAUGAGUUGCGAGAGUCUUUACCUGAUUAGAUGGAAUAUUACGAGGGAAAUACGUGACAUCGAGAUGGAGAACAAUGAUUUUACAAUGGACUGGGUGUCAAAGGGCCCAGCAGUGAAAAAACUACUUAUCACUGCGGAUGAAUUAGGUAUGACCAUAUUCAGUGCGUUCAAAGUCUUUACACAAGAUAGAGAAGAAGGGAAAGAAGAGGAAGGUGGUGUCGUUAUAGCUCUUGGAGGAGACAGCAAUGAGAUACACUAUUUCAAUUUAGAUCUAAGUCUAUCACCGUCAUCAUCGUCACCACCAUCAUCAUCGUCACCACCAUCAUCAUCGUGA